AACAAGAAAGUAAGUAAUCCCCCAACAUUAAUGAGAUUCGGAAAGCCCACCAUUUUAUUUCGUUGAUUCCCUUCUCUCCGGCAUUCGUGCACAAUCUCUCAGAUUUUUUUUUUUCAAAUCAAAUCUUGGGUUUCUCGAAAUCUUUCCAUGGAGUUCAAGUACCGAGCUGGUGCUUCCACUUCCAGGCCUCAGCCCGCACUCCCUCAUUCCUCUGAUAGCGGUUUCUUCUCCGACCGAGCAUGGCGAGUUGAUUUUCCUGGGACUCGCAAUAUAAGACCCUACUUGACCAGCGAAUUGGAGGCAAUGCGGGACCCUUAUCUAGUUCGGGAAACUAUCCAGAGGGAGAUUGAGAAGCAGAAAAUACGGGAGGAGAUUAUUGCCUCGGAAGUUGCUCGGCGGCAGAUGCUCGAAGAUGAGGUGAGGAGGGACUUGAUGCUGGAGCAACAAAUGGUGCUGCGUCGCGCCGGCGAUGGAUUACCUUUCGACGGGAAAUCGGCAAUGUGGUUCGGGUUUAAUCGAGGACAUCCUGCUUUGCACGGGCUUGAAAGCCGCGUCAUGGAGGAUCACCUGGCAUAUGCUGGUCGUAAUGCAGUUGAUGUGCCACCAUUGCCAUUGAUUCGGUCUCUGGAAGCUACACGAACUGAGAUUAAGCCCGAACUUAGUAAGGAUAGACUGAUAAUGCUGCCUAGACCGGAUCCAAAUCUCUCCAGAGCCAAAAGAAAAGCUUCAACAUCUCCGGCUGUUGCAGGUGAAUUGUCCACAUUUAGUCGAAAGAAGAAGAACAAGGAGGAGUGGACGUGUGCACUUUGCCAGGUCAGUGCUACGAGCGAGAAAGGUUUGAAAGAACAUCUCGAAGGGAAGAAGCACUGGAUGAAAGAAGCUUCUUUAGCUCAGAAGAUUGGCAAGGAAGGGAACACUGAAUCGCAAGUAAUCCAAGAGCUUGAGGAUUUGAAGAAGCUUAGCAUGCCGAAAAUGGCACAGAAAUUGGAGAAUACUGAAGGUCCGAGAAAGAACAAGAAUUUCCAAUUUUGGUGUGAGAUGUGCCAAAUUGGUGCUUUCGCCAAGACAGUCAUGGAGAGUCAUAAAAAGGGGAAAAAGCACAUUGGUCGUCUACGAGAACUGGGUCAAGCUGAUGAAGCUGGCUGUGCUGCCGUGUCCAGAGCAUCUGCCACCUCCGACACGGAACAAAAUGUCACCACCGCAUAUGCUGCUGCGGAAGAUCCUGAAAAGGACACAGGAGCUAAAAGAGGCAACUGGCGUGAUUGGAAGCUGAUUAACAUUUAGAGACUUUGAUGUUGUUUCUGCAGACAUAUCUGUGUCUCUGUCUCUCUCUCGUCUGUGGUGGGGAAUGAUUCCUUGCCCCUGGGGCAUGGCCGGAUAUGGGCAACGAAUUUUCUUCACAGGUAGGUAACGGGGGUCA
This is a messenger RNA of Rhodamnia argentea, 1420 nucleotides long. RefSeq lists its product as uncharacterized. The record is from RefSeq and is a predicted model, not a curated record. NCBI's taxonomy places the organism in Eukaryota, Viridiplantae, Streptophyta, Magnoliopsida, Myrtales, Myrtaceae. The transcript is spliced from 4 exons. Bases 148 to 1284 code for a protein of 378 amino acids. Gene Ontology annotation, molecular function: zinc ion binding; nucleic acid binding.